Armigeres subalbatus is the source of this 8282-nucleotide messenger RNA. RefSeq names its product dedicator of cytokinesis protein 9 (gene Ziz). The coding region runs from base 991 to 7608 and encodes 2205 amino acids. The transcript is spliced from 13 exons. Gene Ontology annotation, biological process: positive regulation of GTPase activity; small GTPase-mediated signal transduction. NCBI's taxonomy places the organism in Eukaryota, Metazoa, Arthropoda, Insecta, Diptera, Culicidae. The record is from RefSeq and is a predicted model, not a curated record. Gene Ontology annotation, molecular function: guanyl-nucleotide exchange factor activity.
GAUUGUAUUAGACGUCGGGCUCCGUUGUUGGUCGUCGAGUUCGCGUAAAAUUGAUGUAUUCUGCUGUUAUUCGGAAUUACAAACGAUGUAAAAGUGGAUAUCUUAUCAUAAUCCUUCCAAAUUAACGGGCAAUCGAAAGUAUGAGGGGUGUAAACAUAUAGGAUUGAUCGGAAGCGGUCCGGUUGCCGCUGGACAUCAAAUUAUUGCGCUAGUGACAAACGAGUGAUUGCGGAGAAAGCGAUUAUCUGUUUAGAGCAAGUAGCGAACGGGGUCUGUCCGUGAGCUAUUGCAGAGGAAGUGCACCUAAUCAGUCAGAAUUUUCCAUUUUCCCUAAUGAUGGGUGUUUUUUCAUGGGCAGAAUAAAAUCAACAUGUUCUAUACCGUACACAGGAGUGCUCUAAAGCAAUAAUAUUUCAGAUGAAUCGUUCUUGCAUAGUAGUGGUGAGAUGGAUUGCAAUGGUCCUGUUUUGUGUUGAUAGUGGGUGCAAUAAUCAUAGCCCGACAGAGUGGAAUGUUGCAUGACGGCGGCCACUUUUAGCAUCUUCAUAGGGUUUUGUGGACUUGUGGCCUAGCCGUCUAGGGACCAUCAUUUUUUUUUUAACUGAAGUGAAAUUGUCAGACGAGAACCGGUGUAAUUGUACAAGUAGUAAUGGAUGCUGAGCUGCGACAAAGUGACGACAGAGCUCCGCAAUCUCUGUCAUCUGUGUAUGAAUGAAAAGAGGAGAGGAAAAAAUGAAAAUCCAGUGAUAAUAGUGAUAAGAGGAUGAAAACAAAGAAAACCCAUUGGCAGGCGAGACGACAACCUGCUUUCACGUGAAUAGAUAUCAACGUCCUCAACCGACCCCGAUCGGGGAGUGUUACGAAAGUGUAAUUGGAAGCGAUCAAUCAGCCAAAAUUUUGUGCCCGAGCAGCGGUGGUGUUCGAUAAUUAAAAAACCAAGGAAGGUGUGUGUUAAAAGCGAAAGGAGUUUUUCAACGCCGCCGUAACAUAAUGACAGAAAGAAAGUUUACCCGGGGGCUCAACAAGCCCGGAAUGGCAGCACAGCUGAGGGAGAACAUCUCGCAGGUUGUACGUGAAUCUGCUUCACUUAGCAAACCAAUCCUAGUGGAUCCAAUCGAUUUCGAAGGAUUCAUUUCGAAAAACAAAACCCUCAUCCAGAAUGACCCUCAGCGCGAGCUAUUGCUGUACCCCAACGAUGACGUUGCGGAAGUGGUACAGCCGAAGAAAUUCCGUACCGUCACCAGCAACAUUCCAAGCUUCGCCAAAGCUCUGGCGUCGUUCAAUAGCGCCCAGAAUGGAACCACCACUAACGGGACAUCGGGCAGUUCUCCUCGGUGCACCUCUCCGAGUACCGUGGAGGCCAAACCCAGUGCGACUCCACCCGGACAUCUCCUAACGCGUCAAGCGCUGCACACGUACGAAUCUGCCAACCAUUUGAUACACUACAAAUACAGUGCCUAUGGAGGUACUUACCUGGACCUACCCCGAAUUCAGCCAUCGGACGAACUGAAGGAGGAGCUCUACGAAAUCGACACCGAUCAUGACCGAUUGGACGAGCAGAUGACUCGUUCCCAGGCGGACACCAUCACCAAGCAGGGCUACCUGCUGAAAGGCCCGGACACCAAUUCGGACCGCAUGUUCGCCCACAUCGGAUCGAAAUCAUUCAAACGGCGCUACUGCUACCUCAGGCAGGAAAUCGACGGCACGUACAUCCUGGAGCUGCACAAGGACGAGAAACAGGUCGAAGCCAAAACCACCAUCGUGAUGGACUUCUGCACCGAAGUUGUACCCAACCCGAAGAAGGGCCGGUAUUGCUUCGAGCUGAAGAUGAAUGCCCCACAGCAGAAGUCGUUCGCUCUGGCAGCGGACGACGAGGCGGACAUGGAUGAUUGGCUGAAGAAAAUAUCGUCGGUGAUACAACAGAACAAACUGCAGGAGGAUAAAAGAGUUGCUUCCUUGGAGCGAACGACAGCUCCCACUGCGCCACCGGCCAGCCCCAGUACGAUGAUGAUGUACGGGACGUUGAAGGGUCUGGAGCAGAGCAUGAACCCCCAGCUGAUGAAAUACGGCCGAGAAACGGACAUGUCGAUUGCUCAGGCCAGAAAAGACAACCGGCGAAGGUUAUUUGGGGCAUAUCAACAGCAUGGACAUGGUGGUUCAACGAAGGGAGGUGUGAUUUCUGCUGUUAAAGUGGAAUCAAUAGAACCGUAUCAGGAGCAAUUCGGUCAGCGAAUUUUGAUGAAGUGUGAUUCCCUCAAGUUUCGACUGCAGGCGCCAGUGGAAAGUGGAUGUGCAUCGCCUGCCCUGAAUGGAACGAAUGGUGAAGCAGAAGUAGCACUUUGUCAGCUGGAGCCUUAUCUAACCAGCGUGGCACUGUACGACGCCAAGAAUGGCCGCAAGCUGACCGAGAACUUCUACUUCGACCUGAACAAAGAUCACGUGCGGGACAUGCUCAACGCCAGCUGGGAAGCGGAAAAACCCGCGUGCACUUCUCCGAAACCAGCAAGUAAAUCACACCAGCAGAAUGGUACCGGAACCAUCCAGCGACAUUCCAAAACCCGCUGUGACACCAGCGACGACCUGCAUCCGGACGUGACGAAGGAGUGGACAGCUCGAGCUAGGAAUGCAAUAUUCAGCGUAACCUCGCCCAACCCGGACAUCUUCGUGGUGGUGAAAAUCGAUAAGAUUCUUCAGGGGGCACUCAACCCAUCUACGGAGCCGUACCUGAAGGCUAUGAAAGAUGUUAAAUUGUUGUGUAAACUGCAGAAAACGGUUCGACAAUAUGCACACAAAUGUGGUCAUUAUCGCAUGCCAUUUGCCUGGGCUGCAAGACCGCUUUUCCGGCUCUACAGUAAUGAACUGGAUACUUCGUUUGACUUCCCUGCAAUCUACCGGCAGGAGUGUACAAAGUUGAAAGACGAUGAACUGUUGAAGCUGCUGGCAGAGUACAGGAAGCCUGACAAGUUUAGUAAGCUUACUGUCAUUCCGGGUUCGUUGAAAAUUUUCAUCGAGGCUUUGAAUGAGUUUCCGUCAAAUUGCCUAACAAGCACCCUGGUUCCAUUGAAACCCUUCCCAUCUCCACCAACUGUUGACCCUACUUUGGAAAUAACCGAAUUUGAAAAUCGUGGUUCUGAUCAACAUCUAAAUCCGUACGCAACCUUCGUCAACCAUUUGUUCGUCUACCCUUUACAACUGAACUACGAUAGCCAGAAGAUUUUUUCUAGGGCUCGGAAUAUAGCAAUUUUGAUUGAACUACGCGAUAGUGAUUCCACCGAAGCAAAAUCAAUCGAGUGUAUUUAUGGUCGUCCUGGUCAACCAACCCUCGUAUCCCAGAUAUCAUGCCCAGUACUGCAUCACAACACUAGCCCCACGUGGUACGAGGAAAUCAAGCUUCGUCUCCCUCUGAGGAUAACUUCGCAACACCAUUUGUUGUUUUCAUUCUUCCACGUUUCGUGCAACAUCGCCAAGAAGAAAGAUCUUGUUUCGACCAACACAGAAACCCCGGUGGGCUACGCUUGGCUACCUUUGCUCACCAAAGGAAAAUUAAACAUCGAAGAACAAUGUCUACCGGUGGCCGCCACGUUGCCGGCAGGAUACCUCUCCAUUCAGCCGCUUGGUCUCGGGAAAGGGCAGAAUGCAGGUCCGGAAAUUCAAUGGAUAGACAACCAACGGCAGAUCUUCACGAUCAGCUUCCGGUUAGACUCCACGGUGAUGACGACCGAUCAACAUUUGCACAAUCUGUUCCUUCACGCAGAACGCUUGCUCGAUCAGCCCAAAACUGCCGCCCUUCCAGCUGAAUCCGAAAGCUGCAAAAUCCUCAAAGCUGCUCACGCUAUACAGAUCAAUUCGUUGAUCACAUUUCUGCCAACGAUCCUGAACCAGCUGUUUAACCUCCUGGUAGCCACCCAAAGCGAUGAAAUAGGCUUGAACGUUAUACGACUGCUUGUUAACACUUUCCACAUGAUCUCCGAAGAAGCUAAGCGCAAAGAGCUGCUCCUCUCGUACGUUAAGUACGUCUUCCGCAUCGAUGCAUUCCCCGUAAAUGGUUGUUCACCAACCUCUCAACAAGUCAGCACAGUGCAUGGCGAACUAUGCCGUCAUCUGCCUACUCUCCUCCAUCAGAACAAUACGGACUUCCUUCUUGUCAACAAGUUCAUGAAGUAUUCCGGAAUCUUCUUCGACAUCAUCGUCAAAAGCAUGGGCCAGUUUCUCCUCUCUACGGGGCGCAUCAAAAUGCAACGUAAUGAACGAUUUCCCAAAGAAUUCUCCGCCAAGACAGAGUCAGCAUUCAGCGUUCUUCUACCCUAUCUCAAUUCGCGGCACAAAGAUCUUCCAAUGCAAACCGAGACGCUCAACCAAAGUAUGUCCAUAUUUGUAAAGCGUUGUCUGACAUUCAAGGAUCGUGGUUUCGUGUUACGAUUGAUUCGACUUUACAUGGAUCGCUGGGGCCCCGGAGACUCACGUGUCCUCCAAGAAUAUAAAUUCGCAUUCAUCCGUGAGAUUUGCUCUCACGAACACUACAUUCCACUGAAUUUACCAUUCCUGUUAAGUCCAAACAAUCGACCACCGGAUUUACUACAGCAGUUUUGUCUGUCUGAAGACUUCUGCAGACAACACUUCCUCGCUGGAAUGCUACUCCAAGAAGUGAAGAGUGCGCUCAACGAAAUCAGUCACAUUCGCAGACUUGGGUUAACUAUCCUCAAGGACCUCGUUGCAAAGCAUGACUUAGACGAUAGAUACCAAAACAAAGGUCAACUUAGCCGGAUUGCUUUGCUGUACGUUCCUUGGCUGGGCAUCGUACUUGAAAAUCUGAAUCGUAUACCAGACGGGAUGGAUAAGAAAAAACAUGACUCGAUUGGUACCAACCGAAUGUCAUGCAGCAGUAGUUACGUGUUUGCACGGGAUUCAACUCCAGCGAUAUCUCCACAAGUCGUAACUUCUCACACCAGUACACCAAAGUCCCGCAGUAACCGUGUGACCAUGCACUUCGACUGUCCGAGUCCAAUAAGGUCAUCGCUUCAUCUGAAGGAUACAAGCUUUUUGGCUGCCAUCGCUGGACAAACUUCGUUGGCAAACGGCCAUUCGACCACUUCUCUGAACUCCGAAUGCUCAACACUGUCACAAGACGGCACAGUUGUGAUACGUAAUAAUUCCAAUGAAAUGAACGGCUCAGCCAGACCUAGUCACGCACGAUCAAUCAGCGUUACCCAACCGACCAUCAUCCAAAGAACUGACAAAUUCACCCCUACGGAAACCAAAGACCUUCUAAUUAGCUUUCUGUUUGUGGUAAAACAUCUCUCACCGGAUCACAUGAUCGCCUGGUGGCACAACUGUACGGAAAGUGAAACAGUGCAAUUUUUCACCGUAUUAGACCUCUCCUUGCUCUAUUUCCGAUAUGUGGGCAAAAAGAACAUCCUAGUCCUCAGCGAGACCGGUAAAGAGACCAAAGCUACCAAGUCUGCCAAAGCAAGCACACUUCCGGCGAGGAUGAUCCCUCCAAACAGUGAAUCCGUCAAUUCAUUCGAAUCCGGAACGCUGAACCACCCCCAGAAUCGAGAGAAUCUAGUUGAAGAAACUAUGCGGUUGCAUAGAGCACUCUACGAAUCUAAUCUAGCUACGGAGAUUGGUUUGACUAUUCUGGACUGCAUGGGUCUUUACUCGAUACAAUUCCGGGACUCGAUGUUGGAGAGCUCGGUUCUGCCGAAAAUUGCUCGAGUCUACCUGAGAUUCUUGCAGUUGGGACAGUCGGAGUCUCUAUCCAAGCAUGUAUUCGCCGCACUUCGAGCGUUCAUCAACAACUUUUCUCAAGCGCUGUUUAAAGGAAACGCCAUCUUGUGUGGCCAAAUAGUCUACGAGUUGCUCAAAUGUUGCGAUAGUCGACUGUCGAGCCUGCGACAGGAAGCGUGUGCUGUGCUGUAUCUACUGAUGAGAAGCAAUUUCGAAUUCAGUGGCCGAAAGGGAUUAACCAGAGUGCAUCUGCAGGUGAUCAUAUCCGUUUCGCAGAUGAUCGGGAACGUGAUUGGUCUAAACAACGCCCGCUUCCAAGAGUCGCUCUCGAUCAUCAAUAGCUAUGCAACAAGUGAUAAGGCGAUGAAGGGAACUGGAUUCCCGAUGGAGGUAAAGGACCUAACGAGGAGAGUUCGUACCGUACUGAUGGCGACUGCGCAAAUGCAGGCUCACCAUAUGGAUCCGGAGCGGUUGUUGGAGCUGCAGCAUUCGUUGGCAAAUUCGUAUGCAUCCACGCCCGAAUUGCGGCACACAUGGCUGGUGACGAUGGCUCGCAAUCACGAACAGAACGGAAACAUUUCGGAAGCGGCAUGCUGUUAUUUACAUAUAGCGGCACUGAUUUCUGAGUAUCUGAAGCUGAAGGGCAACAGUACCGUAGCGUUUGGAGCGGAGUCAUUCGUCAAGAUUUCCAGAAACAUUCCACGGGAUGAAAAGGGACUAAAGUUGGACAGUGGUGCUUCGGAUUCUCAGUAUACGGAACAACUGCUGCUGGAUCAGCUAAAAGAAUGUGCCGAGUCGUUGGAUCGAGCGGAAAGGCAUGAGUGCCUUGGAGAGCUGUACCGGUUGAUUGUUCCAAUAUUGGAGAGCCGACGAGACUACCCAGGGUUGGCACAAAGCUACGAACAUCUGACGCAGUCGUACAACCGGGUGAUUGAAUUCAACAAAACGGGGAAGCGUCUGCUGGGAAGGUUCUAUCGUGUGAUCUGUUACGGACAGGCCUAUUUCGAGGAGGAACAUGCAGUUGAGUACGUUUACAAAGAGCCAAAGGUUACUACGCUGAGCGAAAUAUCCGAGAGAUUACACAAGCAGUACAGAGACAAAUUCGGCAGUGAUAACGUAAAGAUGAUCAUGGAUUCGUGUCCGGUCGACGUAGCAGCGUUAGAUCUCAAAAUGGCCUACAUCCAGGUGACGCAUGUGGUUCCGUUCUUCUGCAAGGACGAGCUUGAAAUACGACAAACGGAGUUCGAGCAGAAUCACGACGUCGAUACGUUUAUGUACGAGACUCCAUUUACAAGAAGUGGCGGAGCACGGGGCUCAGUUGAGGAUCAAUGGAAACGAAGAACCAUUCUAACAACUCAAUACAGCUUUCCAUACGUUUUGAAACGCAUUCCGGUGAAGGAACGGCAAUCGUUGGAACUCAGUCCGAUCGAAGUAGCGAUCGACGAGAUGCAAGCCAAAGUGGCCGAACUGGAAGAGGUUGUUCUCGGCCCGAUCGAUCUCAAGAAGUUGCAACUGCGUCUACAAGGUAGUGUAGCCGUGACUGUGAAUGCUGGUCCGUUGGCAUACGCUUCAGCAUUCCUCGAUCCCAAACAGAGCUCAAAGUACGCCUCCGAUAAGGUCGAAGAUCUGAAGGAUAUUUUCCGGGAAUUCGUUCGGAUAUGCUUCACAGCCCUGCAGAUCAACGACAAUGUUAUCUCAUCGGACCAGCGGGAGUACCACAACGCCCUGAAGGAGAACUACGAGAAUCUGUGUUCAGCGCUCAGCGAUCUGCUGGGUGAGUUCGUCUAUCCCCUGGACGACAGUAAUAACAACGCUCACCGCCACAGUCUUGCCUUGUUCAGUGCCAUUAGCGGGGCACCGAAUAACUCCAGCACCGCUUAGACGAGAUAAUUUUUAGCAAGGCGAUUUGGAGUUGUUUGAAACUGUAGAAGCCCUUUAACCAACAUGACAACGCACAAACAAUUCCGCUAAUUUUUAGCAUGGAAUUUUACGGAUCAAUAUCCAAAUAGGAAAGGUUAUGCAACAAAUUAUAGGUAGGUUGAAGACAAAACCAUACUAGCCCAUUUGGAUUAAAUGUACCGCAGCUGUUUAGAAUGACCUGCUUGGUAAUUGGUUUAUGAAAAACAAUUUUCACAUUGAUAACGACUUCAUCAAAAAAAUAGAAUUUUCAGAACAUUUGUAGAAAUUAUCAAGAACUAGCUUACACUUAUGCGAUGCGAAGCAUCCGGAGAAGCCUUUCACAGUUAUGGCUCCCACAGCUUCUAUAGAAGCCUUUCAGACCUUCUGGAGAAGCCUUCCAGAGCUUCUGGAGAAGCCUUCCAGAGCUUCUGGAGAAGCCUUCCAGAGCUUCUGGAGAAGCCUUCCAGAGCUUCUGGAGAAGCCUUCCAGAGCUUCUGGAGAAGCCUUCCAGAGCUUCUGGAGAAGCCUUCCAGAGCUUCUGGAGAAGCCUUCCAGAGCUUCUGGAGAAGCCUUCCAGAGCUUCUGGAGAAGCCUUCCAGAGCUUCUGGAGAAGCCUUCCAGAGCUUCUGGAGAAGCCUUGCAGAGCUUCUGGAGAA